AUGGCAGAAUACAACAUGAGCCACAUGGUGCGACCCCAGGGAUUCAGUUUGGAGGAGCUGCGCCAAACUUUGGGUCAAUCGAUGAUUCGGGAACAGUGUUAUUUUAUAUAUGCCACCAGCAAUAUUCUGGAGAUUAUAGCAGGAUUCGAUCAGCUGCUCAACCAGGAAGAGAUCGAAUUCGGGGCAGAGCAACUGGCUCCGGUCUAUGUAACCGGCUUGAUGGUUCAUCUACUCCAUCAUGAGGACAUGCCGGCGACCCUGGUCAAGAGAACUCUCUUCCUGCAAAAGUGCUUCGAUUAUAUGGCAUGCACCGAGGAAACGCACAUCCACCAGCUGUGCGUGUAUAUCCUGGGCCUCUUGGAUACCAACAGCUCGAGCAUAAUGCUGAACCUGAUCCUCGGCUGCCGCGUGGCCAGUCCACUGAGCACGAUGGCCCGCGUUGUGUGCAACUGCCUGCUGUGGGCCAUGUUGGAUAACAUGUCGGAUUUGGGCCUGGACUCGCACCGAUUGCGUCCGGCUGGCACACUGCUACUCGUCGUCGCUGUGGUGAAGCCGCGUACCUAUGUCGACUCCUAUCUGCAUGCCCUGCACCUGGUGGUCCGCUUGAUAUCCAGCAUCCUGGUGGUCGGACCACUCGGUGGCCAGGGCCAGCAACUGUGCCUGGAGACCGGUGCGCCGUUGGAUUUGAUGAAGCUGGACAAGGACGAUUGCUCGAUUAUAGUUCGCUGGCUAAUCGCCAUCGUUGAGGAAUUGCGUCCGCUGAUGAUGGAGAACAACGAUUUGGGGCAUUUGCAUGAGCGCCUGGUGCUCUUGGAGUCCAUAUGUGAGCUUAUGCAGCUCCUGCAUGGUCACUUGAUUAAGUGCUAUCAGGAAAAAAGCGACCUACAAGGCAUGUAACAUGCCAUUUUCUAGCCGCAAGUUAAUCUUUCAAGAACUCAGAUAUACUUUGAUGAGAAAUGAUUGUGAAUCUUUAACAAUUGUCCAAACUUUGAAACUUAUUUCAAGUAACAAUCGCAUGGUAUAUGCAUUAAAGCUAAGCAUUCAACGAUUUUAUUGUACAUCAUAAAAAGCUCUUUUGAUAUAAAGUUACGAGGAAAUCUUUAGAUUUCGCAAAACUAUCGAUUUUAA
Molecule: messenger RNA, 1128 nt
Organism: Drosophila erecta
Lineage: Eukaryota; Metazoa; Arthropoda; Insecta; Diptera; Drosophilidae
Exons: 3
Coding region: 1-897 (298 amino acids)
Source: RefSeq, a predicted model, not a curated record